Messenger RNA from Esox lucius (northern pike), 1916 nucleotides. RefSeq names its product macrophage mannose receptor 1. Lineage: Eukaryota; Metazoa; Chordata; Actinopteri; Esociformes; Esocidae. The transcript is spliced from 4 exons. Bases 1 to 1575 code for a protein of 524 amino acids. The record is from RefSeq and is a predicted model, not a curated record.
AUGGGAUGUUCUCAGAGGUUAAACGGUUCUGAGAUCCACAUUGGUAACUCGCUGGAGAACAACGGCACCAACAACCCCAGAUGUGCAAAUAUAACCGAGAUCCCAGAAGGACAGACAGCCAGCUUUGAAUGUUUUGAGAUGGAGGGACGUUAUGUUAUUAUCGACAUCCCUAACAGGGCUGAAUAUCUCACUCUGUGUGAGGUGGAGGUGUAUGGCAGUCUAGCAGGAAACUGUUCAUCCACAACAAGCCUCCCUUAUGAGUAUCAAUUUGUGGACAAAAAUAUGACCUGGACUGAAGCACAGAGUUACUGCAGAAAUAACUACACUGACCUGGCCACCAUAGACAACACAGAGGACAUGUACAGACUGAUGAAGUCUGUAAACGGAGGAUUUACAAAUGGAGCCUGGAUAGGACUGAAGGAGGGGGAGCGGAUGGGAACCUGGCAGUGGUCAGACCAGAGCAACUGUUCAUUCAGAAACUGGAACAUUGGACAACCAGAUAAUCAAGGAGGGGAUCAGACCUGUGUUGUGACCUGGAUGAACGUUACAGGGCCUUGGGAUGAUAUGAAAUGCAAUGCGACCGGGAUGAGUGUUACAUGGCGAUGGGAUGACAGGAACUGUGAUGAAAAACGACCUUUCUUCUGCUACCAUGUUCCAUCAACGUCCACCUCCAGUGAGACAGCAGCACCUGCCCAUCAUCAAGAUGACAUGUCACCCCCUUCCUCAAGCAGCAGUAUCACCACCACUACAAAAGCCAAUGACAACAGUGCUCCCUCCUCAGCCAAUGACAAUAGUGCUCCCUCCUCAGCCGAUGACAACAGUGCUCCCUCCUCAGCCAAUGACAACAGUGCUCCCUCCUCAGCCAAUGACAACAGUGCUCCCUCCUCAGCCAAUGACAACAGUGCUCCCUCCUCAGCCAAUGACAACAGUGCUCCCUCCUCAGCCAAUGACAACAGUGCUCCCUCCUCAGCCAAUGACAACGGUGCUCCUUCCUCAGCCAAUGACAACGGUGCUCCUUCCUCAGCCAAUGACAACGGUGCUCCCUCCUCAGCCAAUGACAACGGUGCUCCCUCCUCAGCCAAUGACAACAGUGCUCCCUCCUCAGCCAAUGACAACAGUGCUCCCUCCUCAGCCAAUGACAACAGUGCUCCUUCCUCAGCCAAUGACAAUAGUGCUCCCUCCUCAGCCAAUGACAACAGUGAUAAGGUGAUUCUGAUUACUGAGAAAAAAACGUGGACAGACGCCCUGAACUACUGCAGGGAGAACCAUGAUGACCUGGUCUCCGUUCUCUCUGAAGAGGUCCAGAAGGGGGUGGAGUUCAUGGCCAAGAAGGCCUCUACUCCACAUGUGUGGCUGGGUCUGCGCUACACCUGCACCUUAAACAUCUGGUUCUGGGUCAGUGGGGAACCCAUCUGCUACAGUAAAUGGUCUCCAGGAAACGGGACCUGCAUAGAAGACUGUGGGAGAACCAGAGUGGGGAGAACCGGGGCAGUAGAGACAGAUGGUCCUCAUCACUGGGUCAGUCUGCCUGACAUCGAGCAGCUCAACUUCAUCUGCAGCUCUAAAAGGAAAUAAAAUAACUUAUGACUUAUAAGCAGAGAAUAAUCAUUGGGGUUGAUUUCAUGACAUGUAUUUAAUUAAAAAGAAAAAGAACCGUAACAAUAAUAAUCUAGAGGGGUCAGAGUCAGAAAACAGAGUCUGUUGUUAGGCUGGGGAUGCGAUGAAGAAGGUGUAUGAAUUUUUUUUUUUCAGCUAAUGUAACAGUGGUCACGAUGCCAAAGGACAGCUGUCAAGGUGCAAAGGCGGUCGAUUUCCCUGCUUCAACCGCGCCAUCAAUAAUGAGAUUUCCAUAGUUUCAUUCUCCCCAUCCUGCCUCCAUCUCCUGCUCCCUCCCUCCCUACUCUCCUCCCUCCCUC